AUGAUGGAUUUUGACGAAAGGGUCCCCGUCGGAUCGAACAUGUAUCUGCCCAGCUGCACGUAUUAUGUGUCGGCGGGGGCUGAUUUCUCCGGUCUUCCAUCGUUUUUGUCCCAGACCCCGUCCACCCGCCCCAUGACAUACUCCUACUCCUCUAACCUGCCGCAGGUUCAACCCGUCAGAGAAGUGACAUUCAGGGACUAUGCAGCCAUUGAUGCAUCCGGUAAAUGGCCGCACCGGGGGAACUUGUCUCAGUGCUACCCCAGCGCGGAGGACAUGGUACACCGGGACUGCCUGUCAGCUCAAUCCGCCGUCGUAGGGGACAUGUUCGGUAAAAGCAGCCCAGCAGCCGCCGCUGCCGCAUACCACCACCACCACCAUCACCACCACGCGAGCGCUGGCUCCGCUGCCACCAAUUUCUAUGGGAAUGUGGGCAGAAAUGGCGUGCUGCCGCAAGCUUUCGACCAGUUUUACGAGACGGCGUACGGGAAUGCGUCGGAGAGCUCCUCCGCGAAUGGCUACUCAGGGGACAAAACGGCGACCAAGCCUCCCGGCUCCGCGCAGGAGGAAGCGCCAUCGUGCCCGGACAGCGAGUCGAAGGAGCAGCGGGAUGAAACGAGCAGCCCGGAGUUGUCUUCCGGCAACAAUGAGGAGAAAACCGGCGGCAGCAGUGGACAGAGGACCCGGAAGAAAAGGUGCCCUUAUUCCAAAUAUCAAAUCAGAGAACUUGAAAGAGAAUUCUUUUUCAGUGUGUACAUAAAUAAGGAGAAGCGGCUGCAACUGUCUCGGAUGCUCAACCUGACCGACCGACAAGUAAAGAUCUGGUUUCAGAACCGUCGCAUGAAGGAGAAGAAACUAAACAGAGACAGAUUACAAUAUUAUACGUCCAAUCCUCUGCUUUAG
Molecule: messenger RNA, 900 nt
Organism: Pelmatolapia mariae (spotted tilapia)
Lineage: Eukaryota; Metazoa; Chordata; Actinopteri; Cichliformes; Cichlidae
Gene: hoxa11a
Product: homeobox A11a
Exons: 2
Coding region: 1-900 (299 amino acids)
Biological process (GO): regulation of transcription by RNA polymerase II; anatomical structure development
Cellular component (GO): nucleus
Molecular function (GO): RNA polymerase II cis-regulatory region sequence-specific DNA binding; DNA-binding transcription factor activity, RNA polymerase II-specific
Source: RefSeq, a predicted model, not a curated record